Messenger RNA from Mangifera indica (mango), 1701 nucleotides. RefSeq lists its product as uncharacterized. The record is from RefSeq and is a predicted model, not a curated record. Bases 1 to 1701 code for a protein of 566 amino acids. The transcript is spliced from 5 exons. NCBI's taxonomy places the organism in Eukaryota, Viridiplantae, Streptophyta, Magnoliopsida, Sapindales, Anacardiaceae.
AUGGAUGAGACCCACACUUGUCUGCGAGAUCAAAUAUUGCCACAUCACAGACAAGCAGAUGCCGAAUCGUUAGGUAACAUACUUAAGUCCAUGUUCGUGGUUGAUCGUAUUUAUCGACCAAAGGAAAUCAUUUCAGACAUGGCAGAUAGGUAUCGGAUUGACAUAUCAUACACGCAAGCAUGGCGUGCCAAAACAUAUGUAAUAAAUGCAUUACAAGGAUCUCCGGAAGAGUCUUUCGGUAUAUUACGUGAGUACUGUCAUAAUUUGGAGCUUAAGAACCCAGGAACUAUGGUACGUAUUGAUGUCGAUCUGGAAAAUAGGUUCAAGUUUUUUUUCAUGUGUAUGGGGUGUUCUAUACGAGGGUUCCAACAAUUCUGUCGUCCGGUGAUAUGCAUUGAUGCUUCACACUUAAAAGGAAAGUAUCUUGGGUCUUUUUUCAUUGCUGUUGCCAAGGACGGUAAUAAUCAAAUUUACCCACUUGCAUUCGGUAUUGGGCACAAAGAGGGACUAGAUACAUGGACACCAUUUUUGACAUACCUUCGCAUGUGCAUUGGUGAUUUGCCGGAUUUGACUAUUAUUUCUGAUCGUCAUCAUUCAAUAAUUGCGGCGGUCGCGAACGUAAUGCCUCACGCUCGUCAUGGGUUUUGUAAUUUCCAUAUCAAGGGUAACAUGCGUUCGCAGUUCAAAAAUACUAAACAUAUUGAAGGAAUAUUUUGGAGAGCUGCUAAGGCAUAUCGUCUCACGGACUUUCAAGCCGCUAUGAAUAGAAUUGCUAGAGUAAAUCCCGCUGCAGCAAUCUAUUUGACCGACAUUGGGUAUGACAGAUGGGCACGUGCGCACUUUGGAGGAUGGCGGUACAAUAUUAUGACGACCAAUAUUGCUGAGUCCUUCAAUGCUUUAACACGGACUGCUCGCGCUUUGCCUAUCACUAUAUUGGUAGAGUUUCUUCGAAGCACGCUACAACAUUGGUUUUUCAAUAGGCGAAACAUGGCUGGUGAGAGAUCUCACCCGUUAACACCAUGGGCUGAGGACAAGCUUGCUCGGCAUGUGUUCAAAUUUGUCAACAUGAUUGUUAAACCAAUCAACAUGCAACAAUACGAAGUUCAUGACUCACGCCAACAAGUUUUCAUCCGGAAAAUCCAUCAAAUAGUUUCAUCGGAUAUCGAUACUUACAACAUAAUGGCAGGAAGACAGGCAUUUGCAAUCAACUAUCAAGAGGGGGCUUACAGAUUCCACGAUGCAUACCAAUUCCGUGUGCACAUGUCGCUUCGAACAAAAAUGGAUACUUUGACUGUAAUUAGGAAUAAACUAACAUUUAGUCAAAGAGCCAUUUUCCGCACAACAUGUUUUGGACAUUUAUUAGAUUUGGUGGAGCCACGGUUCAGUGCCGUUUUUAUUCAAGCAAUGUUGCUACGUAUGAUCAAUCGUGGGAACCCAGAUAGAGAAAUGUGGUUUAGAAUAAAUGGGGUUGAAUUCCGAUUCAGCCCUGUUGAGUUUGCACUCGUCACUGGUUUAAUUUUCGGGGAGGACAUGGACAUGUCCAGUUACGUUGAUUGCACGGAUACGCCUCGAUUAAGAGAGCAAUACUUCCCGAACAUUCACAGGUUGUUAUCUCAUGGGGAGAUUGAAGAAGCAUUCGACAAUGAAGUUUGGGGGGACAAUGAUGAUGAUGCAGUGAAGUUUGCAGUCUUAUGCAUUUAG